Messenger RNA from Catharus ustulatus (Swainson's thrush), 4104 nucleotides. It is a transcript of the gene SIDT1, whose product is annotated as SID1 transmembrane family member 1. Gene Ontology annotation, cellular component: membrane. The record is from RefSeq and is a predicted model, not a curated record. The transcript has 26 exons. Bases 217 to 2682 code for a protein of 821 amino acids. NCBI's taxonomy places the organism in Eukaryota, Metazoa, Chordata, Aves, Passeriformes, Turdidae.
CCCUCCCCUCCCCGCCCGUCGACCGGCGGAGGGUCCUUCCCCGGGGAAAGUUGCUCGGCUUGCGUCGGGCGAGGCGUGGGGAUGUGUGCGGUAUGCCCACCACCUCUCGUCCGUUUCGCCGAACUGUUUAUUUAAAUCGCAGAUAGAGCGCCUCGCCGUCCGCCGUGCCGGGGACACACAGUCUAGGCGCCCCGCGGGGUCGGCAGGAAGGAGCGCAUGGCCAGGGGGGCAGCCCCGGCCCCCGGGGCGCUGCUCUGCGCCCUACUCUGGGCGGCAGCGGCGGGCGACCCCGGGGACAACCCCGCUCCCGGCGCCUUCGGCCACAUCUACCGGGGCGCCGUGAACAUCAGCGCGGAGCGGGUCUACGCCUUCGCCUACCGCAGCGAACCCGGGCAGGUAGAUGCAGUGCGGGUAUAUGUGAACAGCAGCUCCGAGAACCUCCGAUACCCCGUCCUGUUUGUAGUUCGCCAGCAGAAGGGAGUGCUGUCAUGGCAGGUCCCACUGAUUUUUCGAGGCCUAUAUCAGAGGACCUACAAUUAUCAAGAAGUGAGUCGGACCCUUUGUCCCUCUGAGCCAACACCUGAAACAAGACCCUCUGACCAGAUUAUAUUUGUGGACAUUGCUUCCAUGGCACCAUUCAAUAUUGCAUAUGAGCUGCUAGUCACCAGGCUGGAGAACUUCCAACUUAAGACCAACAAAGCCUUUAACUUCACUGCCAGCCCUUCCCAACCACAGUAUUUUCUGUACAAAUUUCCUCAGGAUGUUGAGUCAGUCAUCAUUAAUGUGGUAUCUGAAGCAGCCUACCCAUGCUCUGUUGUCUCUGUCCAGGAUAUUGUGUGCCCAGUGUAUGACCUGGACCAUAAUGUGGAGUUCAAUGGAGUUUAUCAGUCUAUGACAAAGCAGGCAGCCAUAACAGUGCAGAGAAAAGAUUUCCCAGGUGAGCAGUUCUUUGUUGUGUUCGUCAUCAAGCCAGAGGAUUAUGCCUGUGGAGGUUCUGUGCCUUCUUCAAUUCAUGGGAAUGUCAACCGUACCUGGAACCUGCAGCGGACAAAGAACCUUCAAGUGACAAUUGUGCCCUCUAUUAAAAAGUCUGUUUAUGUCCAGGCCAUGUUCUUCAGCUUCCUGAGUUUCCUCUCCUUUUACCUGGGCUCAGUGGUUGUUGCUUUUGUGCACUACAUUAGGGUUCAGAGGAAAGCUUCAGCUGGGAGAUUGUGUCGUGAGCAUGGAUCUGGGAUGAUGACUUCUUCACACCCCAUCUCAGCCAGCGCUCCCGAGGGAAGCAGCUACGGUGCUAUUGAUGAGUCCAGCUCCUGCGGUGGACGUCAGCUGUCCUCGCCAGAGCACAGGUCCCCAGCUGGUUCGAACACAGACAGCUCUGUGGAGGAGGAGAGCGACUUUGACACAAUGCCAGAAAUUGAGAGUGAUAAGAACAUCAUCCGCACUAAGGUGUUCCUCUAUCUAUCAGACUUGUCCAGGAAAGACCGAAGGAUUGUCAGCAAAAAAUACAAAAUCUAUUUCUGGAACAUCAUCACCAUUGCGGUGUUCUAUGCCCUGCCAGUCAUCCAGCUCGUCAUCACUUACCAGACGGUAGUGAAUGUGACAGGCAAUCAGGACAUCUGCUACUACAACUUCCUCUGUGCUCAUCCCCUUGGGGUACUGAGUGCCUUCAACAACAUCCUCAGCAAUGUGGGCCACAUGAUGCUGGGCUUUCUCUUCCUCCUCAUUGUGUUGCGCAGGGACAUCCUCCACCGUCGGGCCAUGGCGAUGAAAGAUAUCUACACCCUGGACUAUGGGAUUCCAAAGCAUUUUGGUCUCUUUUAUGCUAUGGGCAUUGCUCUGAUGAUGGAGGGGGUGCUCAGUGCCUGUUACCACGUUUGCCCUAAUUACUCCAAUUUCCAGUUUGACACCUCCUUCAUGUACAUGAUCGCAGGACUCUGCAUGCUCAAGCUCUAUCAGACCCGGCACCCAGACAUCAAUGCCAGCGCCUGCUCUGCCUAUGCCUCAUUUGCUGUGGUGAUCUCCCUGGCUGUCCUUGGAGUGGUGUUUGGGAAAAAUGACAUGUGGUUCUGGGUUAUUUUCUCAAUGAUCCACGUUUUGGCCUCGCUAGCUCUCAGCACCCAGAUCUACUACAUGGGUCGCUUCAAGAUCGAUGGCCCUGACUCAGACAUGGGUAUAUUUCGGCGAGCAGUGAUGGUGCUGUACACGGACUGUAUCCAGCAGUGCAGCCGACCAAUGUACAUGGACAGGAUGGUGCUGCUCAUUGUUGGGAACCUAGUUAACUGGUCCUUUGCUGUCUUUGGUCUGGUGUAUCGGCCUAGAGACUUUGCCUCCUACAUACUGGGAAUCUUCAUUUGUAAUCUGCUGCUGUAUCUGGCCUUCUACAUCAUCAUGAAGCUCCGCAACUCUGAGAAGCUUCUGCCUAUCCCCAUGUUCUGCAUCGUGGCCACAGCAGUGGUAUGGGCAGCUGCCCUCUACUUCUUCUUCCAGACCCUCAGCAGCUGGGAGGAGACUCCAGCAGAGUCCCGGGAAAAGAACCGGCCAUGCAUCCUGCUGGGAUUCUUUGAUGACCAUGAUGUCUGGCACUUCCUCUCUGCAGCUGCCUUGUUCUUCUCCUUUCUGGUCCUGCUGACCCUGGAUGAUGACCUGGAUACCAUGCGCAGGGACAAGAUCCCAGUGUUCUGAGUCCCCAGGGACAGGAGCACAGAGGUGUCCCAAACCGCUCAGCCAAAAGCACUGGGCACUGGUGUCUGUGGAGAAUGAGCCUGUUUCCACGGCCAACAGCCCAGUGGGAGUAGGGAAACGAGAUUCUACAGCAAGCAUGAACGGGGUGCUGUGGCAGCUGAGGUGGGACCAGGAGGGAAGACAGUGUUACUCCUUUCCCGUGGCAUCUUCUGGGGCAGGCUUGAUCCAGAGGCCAAGGCCAGUGCACAGCCCUCUGGCUUGUGGGUGCAGUGGGUGCUGGAAACAGUGAGGGGGGAGGAAACACACGAGGGAGGUGUGUUAGAAACCUUUGCUUCCUUCCAUCCUGCUGAUGUGCUCCACUUCCUCUUCUGGCAAGCAGGCUUGAGAAGUGCCAUGCAAAUCUUCCUGCACAGGGAGCUAAUGCCUACACCCUGCUGCCCUUGGAGAGUCCCUUCAGCAGCACAGGAUGAGCAUUUGGUUCCUGUACUGGAGCAGACGAGGGAGCAAAUUACUCCAAACUGAGGUGACAGUGGGGACACUGUGCUUUCUUUUUUCCUCUUUUGUUGGAAAGAUUCCUUCGGUAGCUGGUGGGGAGCCAUGGUACCAAGACUGCAGCGUUGGUGGGAGGUGGUGAACUGGAGCUACCUGUGAGGGCUCUGCCAGACUCAGAACCUCCUGCAUUGCUGUCUUGCAGCCUCUCAGAUGCUCCUGUUGAGCAGCCACACUCCUCUGGCAGCUCCAGUGCUGGCACUUGGCAGUGCACUGGUUUCUGUCAUGGUACCACAUGUGCUCUCCUCAAGCAACCCUGAGAGAGGCUGCACAGCACAGCCACAGCCUUGUGUGGCAGCUCUUGGCUCCUGCUGUGUGCCAAAGGGACUGGGUGGAACAGGGAGGUUUUCCAGCAGCCUCAGACUUUCUCCUCUCAUGAGCUUGCCUUGGACAACUUGGCAAACCAGGUUCCCUUAUGGGCUGGGAGGGUGAAGGAGAUUUUGAGGCAGUUGGUGUUGAGCUCUUUAGCUAAUGAUGUAGACCAAAUUUUCUUCUCCAACUUGUCUGAAUCUGAAAUGAGUUUUUUAAUGGCUUCUGCAUUCUUUCCAGUUUAUUAGUUACUUAAAAAAACAAGAAUAAGGUGUGAAUUAUUUCAGGCCUUGCAUCUAAAAUGGGACCUGUUCUGCUAAUUUGCAAUUAAAAAGCAUUCUUUGAGGCCUGCUGUCCUUAUUGUUGUCUGCCUGAGCACUUUUACUUUGCCAUGUGCAUGUAGCCAGUAAUGCAAAGGUUUCAUUCCACUUCUGCUUACUAGAUUGCUCUGAAGUUUUACUCCAAGAGUCUGUAUCUCAUUGAAGAGUUUUGCACCAGCUGGUUUUUAUUUUUUUUUAAGUUGGAGCUUGCUGAGAUGGUUAAUAAAAUGGAUGUUCCUGGUUC